CUCUCUCUCGCUCUCUCUCUCUCUCUCCCUCUCUCUCUCUCUCUCUCUCUGCCUGCCGGAGUGCUGGAAUGGUUACUCUCAGAGCAUCAGCAACAGAGAGCGAGUGAAGCAGAGACGAGGACAUUGGAGUGGAUUAUUUGGCAUGAGGAGUGGUUGACAACCAUGUUGGGAGUAUAAGAGAAGACGAGGGAGCACGAGGGACUAGAGAGGAACAAGAAUGGAGGAGGCGAGUGUGUGUGUGUGAGAGGCAGAGCGGGGAUUUAAAACUCGGAAUGCACUGACACUGGAGACCUGAGUUUCUGUUUGCGUUUGGCACAGCACAUCCUGUUACUCCACAGGUUUGUCCACACACACGCCGAUCCGCGAGCACACACACACUGUUUGCUUUGGAGGAUGAGCCCCGGAGGCCUGGCCUGGAGAAGAGAACACCUUCCAAGGAGCUUUUAACAUCCAACCCCCCCCCCCUUCAGCUCGCCUCCCUCCCAGCUUCCCAAAAGCACCCUCCCUCCCUCCCUCCCUCCCUCCGGCCCCAUCAGCCUACCUGUACCAGUCACAACACGCUGGAGCUGGCGAGUCACAUUCACAGAGGGCUGAGAAAUCCCGGAUUGCCCACGGGACACAGCUGUGGUCGCCCUGCCUGAGGAAGAGACUGCUGCUGCUGCUGCUGCUGCCGCCGCUGUCCUGCAGGAUGUCCAAAGCCUCCCGGCUGGCCCGGCCCCCCUCGGCCGGGGUCGGAUCCAAGCUGCCCUCCCCCAGGAAGGAGUGCCCCGGCGCGGACGCGGCGGCCGGCAGGGCCCGCGUGCUCAGCGUGGGGGAGAAGCUGAUGAGGGCGGGCAGCGACGCCGUCCUCAACCGGCAGAAACCUUUAGCGGCCGCUGCGCCGCGGGACAAAUCACCGAGCGAGACCCAGGCCCCCAACCCGGGUCCGGCCGAGAGGGGUCAGAACAUGGAGACGGUGCUUCCCAAGAGCAGGAUCAGCCCGCCCAAAGCCUCCAGCCAGCAGCAGGGCACUGUGCACAAGCAAACCAAAAGUAACCUGAAGGUGACGUCCCCGGAGGACGCCGAGCACGCCGGCCGCAGGCAGGCCUCCCCGAAUGGGACGCCCCCGCCGCGAGGCGACGCUAAGGGCAGCCGCACGGUGCCCCGCAGGCACACGCUAGGCGGGCCGCGCGGCGCCCGCGACAUCCUGGCCAUGCAGCCGCCCGACAUGGACAAGAAGCGGGAGGCCUUCCUGGAGCACCUGAAGCAGAAGUACCCCCACCACGCCUCGGCCAUCAUGGGCCACCAGGAGCGACUGCGAGAGCAGUCUUUGCAGGCAUUGCUUUCCUCCUUUCACUCUGAGCUUGACAUUCAGGGGUAUCUGACGAAAAUCCAAUUGCCCCACAGAAGCAGAAGCCCGAAGCACGGCCCCAGCCCGCAGCCCUGCAUCGGUGACCUGGUUGACCAUUUGUCCUUGGCCUCCCUGGAGUCGUUGGACGCCAUGUCUGAGGCUGAUGCUCCCACAGCGUUCACCCGCGGCAGCCGGAUUCGUGCCAGUCUGCCGGUGGUGCGAUCCACCAACCAGACAAAGGACCGCUCACUAGGCGUGCUGUACCUGCAGUACGGGGACGAGACCAAGCAGACCCGCAUGCCCAAUGAGAUCACCAGCAUCGACACCAUCCGAGCCCUGUUCGUCAGUGCCUUCCCACAGCAGCUCACCAUGAAGAUGCUGGAGUCGCCCAGCGUCGCCGUCUACGUCAAAGACGACAUGAGGAACAUGUACUACGAGCUCAGCGAUGUCAGGAACAUCCAGGACCACUCCUGCCUGAAGGUCUACAACAAAGACCCGGCGCAGGCAUUCAGCCACGGGCCCAGACCUGCCAACGGCGAUACCCGGAUGCACAGUGAGAUGGUGCAUGCCAGUCGUGAAGGACAGCACCCCCUGAGACAGCCCCCCAUGGUUACCCCACCCCACCAUCCAAUGCAGGGAGCGCUGUCCCCGACCCCCCACUCCAUGCCCCCCUCGCCCUCCAGGAUCCCAUUUGGCUCACGGCAGGGCUCCGUACCCAGCACCUCCACUAUGCCAAGGGAACGGAUUUCCAACGCCAACCCUUCGGUGCGCUCCAUCUCGCCCUGUCCCAGCGCCAUCCUGGAGAGACGGGACGUGAAGCCCGAUGAGGACAUGGGUGGGAAAAGCCACACGCUCGCCAGGGGACAGGAGGGGCUUUACGCAGAUCCGUUUAUGCUCCAGGACGGAAGAAUGACCAUGUCUGCAGCCCACGGACCUCACCCCAACCCUGGGUUCGAUGGACAAGAACACGGCAUGGGGGGGUUUCAUCGUGCCUCCAUCCGCUCCACAAGUUCCUAUGGUGGACCAAGCCCCACAGACACUGUGGAUCACCCCUCUCUGUUCAGGCAGAAGUCAAGAAACAGCCAGCUGCCUACUUUAGGCUCCAAGACUCCUCCCCUGUCCCCUCACCGGAUGGCUGAGGUACGGAUGAUUGACAUCCACGGGGGGCCUCCUCACGGCAUGCCCCCUCAUGGUGUUCCCCUGGAGAGAGGCUCACCGGUGCGCCAGUCCUUCAGGAAAGAGGAAGUAACUGGUACCAAGGCCCGAAACAACAUGGGCUCACCUGUGAUGCCAGACCUGCCAGGUAACGUCCAGGGGCCCGUUCCAGCCGCCGGUGACCCGACGCGAGAGCGAAUGAAGGCUAUGGAGCAACAGAUUGCCAGCUUGACUGGCCUUGUACAGCAUGCACUUUUAAAGGGGGCAAACACUAGUGGCACCAAGGAGCCUCUAAGCGAGCGGCCACCAAAGACAUCGUCUCCAGCCCACGGUGGACAUAGCUCAGGUGGUUCCCCAGUCCUGGCUCCUAAGACCAGUGCCGCCCCUCCAGACAAGGGCACGGUUCCUCUCAAGGUCAACCUCCUGCAGUUCAGGAAGAAUGUUUCUGACCUCAGGAUGCAACUUCACCAGAUGCGGCAACUCCAGCUCCAGAACCAGGAGGCGCUUCGCUUCCAGCUGAAGCGAGCCGAGCAGGAAAUCGGCGUUAAACUUGCAGAGGCCAUGCGGCGUCUGGAGGACCCAGUCCAAAGGCAGAGAACUCUGGUGGAAGAGGACCGGCACAAGUACUUGGGCCUGGAGGAGCAUGUCCUUACACAACUCAGUGAGCUGGAGCAGUUCGUAGGAACUCUGCAGAAGGACUCGACUGCGACACACAAAGUCGUGACCCUGAAGGAUGUGGAAGAGGGAGCAGUGACUCUGAGGAAGGUGGGGGAAUCUCUGGCAGGGCUCAAAGGAGAGUUCCCAGCCCUGCAAACCAGGAUGAGGGCUGUGCUCAGGGUGGAGGUGGAGGCUGUGAAGUUCCUGAAGGAGGAGCCUCACAAACUGGACAGCAUGCUGAAAAGGGUCAAGAGCCUGACUGAAAUGCUUGGCAGUCUGAGAAGGAGCGCUACCGAAGGGGCUCAGAAAGCAUCAGACCCUUCUGCCCAAUUCUCAGUGGAGAACAGUCCUCCACCAGAGGUCCCUGCCGAAGCCGCUCCAGCAGUAGUCCAGGGUAGUGCCUCCCCAGCCCCACCUGAGCCCCAGAGCUCCACCAUCAGAUCAGAGGUGAUGCCCUCCUCCCCCAUGGUCAUUCAUCAUGUCCAGAGCUCCCCGGUCCACAUGCAGCAGUCCCAGCAGUCUGCAGCCUUGACCACUCAGCCCAGUCCUCCACUCACUCCCAGCCCCACUCAGGUUCCAAGUCCCAACCCAUGCAAGCGGCAAGGCAGGGAAUCUCCCAAAGGAGGCGCGUCAGAGUCACCCACAUUUCUUAAGAAGACACAUGGGAACCCAGUGAACAAUGGCAACGGCACUGCCAGUCAGGUCCUCGUCAUAGAGGAGCUGCAGAGCAGUCAAGACAAGAGCAAGAGCAGAGCUGUGUCCAUAGAGGCAGCGGAGAAGGAGUGGGAGGAGAAGAGGCAGAACAUGGGCCAUUACGAUGGGAAACAGUUUGAGAAGAUCCUCAUCGAGGCCCAGGCCAACAUGAUGAAGGGCAUUCCCAGUCUAGAGGUAGACGAGAACCCAGCAGCGCCUCUUACUGCCAGUAGAGAACAAGCUAACAUCCAACAUCUUGUGGAGGCAGCUACAACCUCAGAAGAGCCCCAGUCUGAGCGUCACUCAGACAAACCAGCCAAGAAGGGAGCUGAGAAGCUUCCAAAGCCUGUGAUGGAGAAACCAGCCAAACCCGUACUGGAGAAACCCUCCAAGACUGCCAUGAAGCCAGCACUCACAGACAGUCUUACCAAGCAGGGCUCUGACAAGUCUAACAAAUCCCCCCCACCGCCUCCGCCAAGGAAAACCUAUUCCAGUUUGAGCUCAGGCAUGACCACCACCCGCUCUGGAGAAGUGGUCUACACCAGCAGGAAGGACUCCGUCUCAGCUCAGGACGGUGAAGAGGAAGUCUUGCCUCCCGCACCUCAACCCAAGCCUGCCAAGGUCCCACCAGAGACCAAGCCGAAGCCUGCUACCCCUCCCCUCGUUACUGCCUCUGUUACGAAUGAAGAGGAGGAUGAAGGGGACAAGAUCAUGGCAGAGCUUCAGGUUUUCCAGAAGUGCACAGUUAAAGAUGUAGUGGUGAAAAAUUUGGUAGAGCCCACCACUCGAAUUGAGCCACAAAUCAGAGAAAUAAGACCCGGGGCCUUGUUGCCCCUCAAAGAGAAAAAGCAGAGUUCAGAGCCCAGUCAGGAGGUCAAAGAUCCAGACACUGACGAAAAUGGAAAUACCACCAUGAGACAAAGCCAAGGGGUCAUUUACUAUGUAACCGGUCAGAUUCACAAAGAUCAUCCAUCGCCGUCAGGAACCGACGAGUCCCUUGAACAGCGAGAGCCUGUACAGCCUUCAACACAGGUGUCAAAUGUCAAUGUUAAUGACAUUUCUCCAAGCCAGGAAAAUCACCAGCAGCCACAGUCUCCGUCAGUCAAAACACCCCCACCAAUAACGCCUCCGCCUAUAUCACCGAAGCCUGUUGGACUGAACGGCAUCAAACUUUACAAGAAAAACAUGAAACGCUCGGAGUCCUUGAAGACCAGUGCAGAAAUGGAGAAGGGAAAGAUCCUAAACAAAAUUAACACAGAAAAGAAAAGCAAAACCUUUCAGGAGCAUGUUUCUUCCAGUAAGAAUAAAAUACCUGACCCUAUGAAAAUCACAAAAGCCAGUGUUGUAAGAGAAGCGGCUAAAAGCUCUGUUGCUUCGCCUAAAAAGGUUUUGAGCGAGGCCAGUGAUCCACCGAAGGAGGUGUAUGAUGAGGGUUAUGACGGGGCGAGUCUUAGUCCUGACUUACCUGGAGAAGAGGCCCCUCCACCUCCAGACAACAUAGCCUUCAUGAUCACCAACACCAAGGUUCAGGCCCUUUCUUGUGGCGAGUACCAGGAACUUGUUAACGCCAAGAAAGGAAGUGUCCAGACAGUUACUGUAGGCGCUGCCACAAACAGAGGGAACUCCACAGUGAAUUCCAAUGCACUGCCGGAUAACGGCCUCACCAAGAAGCCCGUCAUCAUCAUUUUUGAUGAGCCCAUGGACAUCCGGUCCGCUUACAAGCGUCUGUCCACGAUCUUUGAGUGUGAGGAGGAGCUGGACAGGAUGCUCGCGGAGGAGCGCAUCGAUGAGGAGAGCGAGGAGUCGGACUCUGAGAGGAGCGGUGGGCCGCAGGAGAAAGCUAGCGAGACGGACUCGACGGACGGCACAAAGGCGGGUUCUUCAAAGGGCGCCGCUGACCACGUUAGCCUGUCGUCCUCGUCCUCGUCUUCAAUAUCAGAAAGCGGGAUAAACUCGGAGUCAAACGGAGACGGCAAGCAGGAUAGUAAGAAGAAGUUCAAAUUCAAGUUCCCCAAAAAACAGUUGGCGGCACUGACCCAGGCACUUCGCACGGGAACCAAGCCAGGGAAGAAGACUCUACAAGUUGUUGUGUAUGAAGACGAGGAGGAAUCGGACGGAACCGUCAGGCAGCAUAAGGAAGCGAAGAGAUUUGAGAUCACCCGCACGAAAUCUUUAACGGAAACCUCCAAGCCAACUGGAAUUUUGAAGAGGCAGAGCUCCGAAUCCGUCUGCAGGACAGACGAAAUUCGAAAGAGCACCUACAAGACCCUGGACAGCCUGGAGCAAACCAUCAAGCAGCUGGAGACCACCAUCAGCGAGAUGGGACCACGCUCUCCCGACGAGCCGGGUUCUCCGGAUGCGACUGCGGUACCAAAAGGGAAAACCUCGGAUGGAGUGGGCUUGAAGAGGUCUUCCUCUCUCCCUGCCUCCAGAGGCUCCGGUCCUAUGGUCCCCAGCAAAAAGAAGACUAAACCUCAGCUUCUUCCUCGCCCUGUAGUCAUCCCUACUACCAACCCCACCAGCUCCUCCACCAUUGUCCCCAGUGCCCCCAGCGCCGUACAACAGAACACCAGUGUCGCUUCCCCCACUAGUCGGAUGCCCGUCCCUCUGUCUGCGAAGUCCAGGCAGUCACCGAGUACUACUGACAAAGCAGGAAAACAGCAAAAACUGCAGGACGCUCAGAGGCAGUUCCGACAGGCUAACGGAAGUGCUAAAAGAGUGGGAGGGGAUCAUAAAACUUCCCCCCCUACUAUACCCAGCUCUAAAAUCCCUGCUUUUAAUCCUAGCUCUACUAAAGGCAACCCCCAGUCUGCACAAAACUCAGAUGCUACUAACCAUAUUAACCCUUCCUCCUGCUCCUCUGUGACAAAGUCCUCCAUCCUGUCCUCUCACACCCCUCGCUCCAGCUCCCUCCCCUCCUCCCACAUCCCCUCCCUGUGUAACGGAUCCCUCAAACUCCACCCCGCACCCUCACAGCACACAGGUAAAGUUCUCUUGUUCUCCUCGCAGACUCAGAAUGGUCGAGUGCACUCCUCCUCUUCAUUCUCCUCCUCCUCCUCAUCCUCUUCCUCCUCCCCCUCCCCUCUGUCGCCCACACCUUUGGGCCCAGGUGGAAAGAGCAUCCGCACCAUACACACCCCCAGCUUCACCAGCUACAGGUCCCACAACGGCAGCAGCGGCAAAUCCUGCAUCCCAACAGCCACAGCAGCUAAGGACACUACUUAGCUUCAUUACAGCCUCUCUGGCUUUACCUUAUAGCAGGUAGACUCAUAUUUUAUUUUAUUUUAUAUUGUUUUGGUUUCCUGUAUUUCUGUUUUUUUUUUUCUAAAAGUAUUCAGCUUUUCGCUCCCGCAAUUCAUGUCUGAUUUGAUACUAUCAUUCUCACACAGACAAUUUUGGCUUAGUUGAGUUACAUUUUCAUCAUUUUUACCACACUCACUUGGAUUUUUGAUUCUUCGUUGAAGGUGUUCUGACAAAAAAAAAAAGAUUUUAUAAAGAAACUAAACAAUCUAGUUUUACCACAUUGUAUUUGAAGUGGAAGACUCAAGGUGUUACUUCUGUAUCUCUUGCUGUAGCUAGAGCUCUGUGUUCACUCACAGGGAAUGUAGAGGUGAUGUACAAUCACAAAGUAUCAUGUAAAUAUUGUGUUUUAUUUUUCCAAACAAGAGAUUGAAUAACCAUAGUAUAUUUAAUCCUCUAUGUUUCUUACUGUAUGUUGCCAGAUAUUCACCACAGCCCUUGUAAAUGCCUUUUAUGAAUGUAUACACAAAGUAUACAGACAUUUAAUAACAUGAACUCAUUUUAACUUUUGUUUUUUACGAGUAUUUUCUCAUUCCUCCCUCGUUUUAAACUGCCGAUUAGUUUUACAGAUAUGUAAUUCUAGUACCACCACUUUGACAAAUACAGUUUUUCAUUUCAUGUGCCUCCUUGCCAAAGUUGUUGUACAGUGACCCACUGUAUGUCAGGCCUAAUUUAGUCACAGGAUCUAGGGGAAUUAACAUGCUCUCUGUUAGUGUGAUGGUUGAAGUGCUGACCUCAGUGUUUGUACUGCUGGUCUCGGUUUGUUAAAUUAAAAUAUGUUGUUGUCUAAUUGUAAACUUUACUAAAAACAAAGCGAUGAAUUUGUUUUACCACGUGUAAAUAGAUGCUUCUACUAAGAAUACGAGUAGUUUUGUUAACAUACCAAAGUUUAUUUGUAUGCAUGCCUUUCAAAUGCUUUAGGAGAGUGGUGUAAAAGAAGAGUUAUGUUUGCACAGAUAGAUUUUGUAAAUAGUUGUUUUUCUCUCCUUUUGUAAAGCUUUAAAUCAUACUAUAACGGAGCUAUGUGGUCAAGACAACACUGUGUUGUAGUAGCAUAAAUAAAGAUUUGCAUGCCUGAAA
This is a messenger RNA of Betta splendens (Siamese fighting fish), 8215 nucleotides long. RefSeq names its product sickle tail protein homolog. NCBI's taxonomy places the organism in Eukaryota, Metazoa, Chordata, Actinopteri, Anabantiformes, Osphronemidae. The record is from RefSeq and is a predicted model, not a curated record. Gene Ontology annotation, cellular component: cytoplasm. The transcript is spliced from 22 exons. Bases 689 to 7060 code for a protein of 2123 amino acids.